AUGUCCAAGAGGUACUCUUGCUCUACCACCCGCUCUGGCCGGGUUUUCGCUAGGCGAUCUGUAGCCGUUCGGAAGAGUGAGAUGAUGGCUUUGGAAGAGAAAGAUGAAGACGAGGAAACGAAUGACGAUUCUGAGGAUGAACACGAACAGGAUGAAAGCUGCAGCCGCAUUGCAGACUUGGAAGGUAUGAUUUUACUCUUUAUUUUGAUUUUUUGAUUUUAGAAGAUUUUGAGCACGGUAGGGAAGUUGUCGAUGAAGAAAAUGCGCCAAGCGCAGGAGAGGGACCAUCAAACAUAUUAAAAAGGCAAAAAUCAAACAAAUCGGAAGAUACAGCGCCAGCGUCUUUUUCGCCAUGCUGUUCGAGAGAAAUUCUAGUUGAUGUUAUUACGCCUGAUAGAAACGAGGAAGAAAGUGUUGUACAUAUUUUAAACAAAACGAUUGAGACAAUAACAGUUAUUCAGCCGACCCCCGAGCUCAUUCGGGAGAGUAUCAGUCACGUGAAGCAUACUGGAAACUCAUUGCAGACAGAAAAAGAAGGCGGUGUUAAUUAUAAAAGUGUCGCCCUCAUAGACAACGUAGAAAAGACGAUUGGAGUUCAGCCAACAAUACCGGAAAAAAGUAUGGACAAGACAGAAAUUGAUAAAAGAGCCGGAAGACGGGCUCAAAAUGUCAUUGGUUCAAAACCUUCUGAGUUCCCAGAAUAUGUAAAUGGGGAGACAGUGGAAGCUAACGAUGGUAUAGUGUCAAACGAAUUGACGGAGAAAGGCAUUGUGAACGAUACGCCAUUAACUGAAGGUAGGAUUGUGCUUAUGUCAGGAUUACUAUCUUAGAUAAAGAGAACGCAGAAGAAAUCGAUUCUCCUGUUAUUCCUCCUCUAAAUGUUCAAAGUAAGUUAAUUUAUAUUUUUUUGUGAUGAAUUUAGGAACAAAACGAAGGUGCUCCGUGUUCCCUACUCAGUUAGUGAAGAAGUAUAAAUUAAAAGAUAUCAAGACGAAUGAGUCUCCGAUUCCAUUGGAUCAGGAGACUGGAGAACCCCAGAAAGAUGCAAGUGAUCGAAUUAUAAAUGGUGAAGGGAUCACUGUACCCUCGGGUAGUAAUGAGAACGAAGGGUCAGGCAGAGUUCUUGUGCGAUACAAAGGGAAGAGAUGCAAGAAGAACAGGAUAUUUGUGGUUACAGAUUGUGAGUCCUUGCGGCCUUUACUGCUUAUUUUUUUUGGGUAACAUUAACAUUUUUAGUGCAUCCAACACUAAAAGUAUCACCGCCAACAAAAUCGUGCUUUCGAAGGGAUACCCCCGAGUCAGAGGGAAGGUCCAAAACAUUCCGAUGGGCGGAUUCGAGGGAAGAUCAACCCCGUAAGUGACAUCUUGACCUUGAUUUAUCCGAACUUAGUUUGCGAACAGAAGGAAUUCGUGGAGGAGGGCUUCUCUCAUAACUUCCGGAAGACCACAAAACGACAAGUACUGUACAGCGAAAAUAUAUAA
This is a messenger RNA of Bursaphelenchus xylophilus (pine wood nematode), 1482 nucleotides long. Lineage: Eukaryota; Metazoa; Nematoda; Chromadorea; Rhabditida; Aphelenchoididae. The record is from the annotation of a GenBank genome assembly.